Molecule: messenger RNA, 2760 nt
Organism: Microcebus murinus (gray mouse lemur)
Lineage: Eukaryota; Metazoa; Chordata; Mammalia; Primates; Cheirogaleidae
Source: RefSeq, a predicted model, not a curated record
UGUUUUUUAAUCUACAGAAGAUAACAUAGAAUUAGAGAAGAAAACUGACCCAUAAUAAAAAUGUCUCGAAAAAUUUCAAAGGAGUCGAAAAAAGUGAACAUCUCUAGUUCUCUGGAAUCUGAAGAUAUUAGCUUAGAAACAACAAUUCCUACAGAUGAUAUUUCCUCAUCAGAAGAGCGAGAGGGUAGAGUCAAAAUCACCAGGCAGCUAAUUGAAAGAAAAGAGCUACUUCAUAAUAUUCAGUUACUAAAAAUAGAGCUAUCCCAGAAAAAUAUGAUGAUCGACAAUUUGAAAGUGGAUUAUCUUACAAAGAUUGAAGAAUUGGAGGAGAAACUUAAUGAUGCCCUUCACCAGAAGCAGGUACUAACAUUGAGAUUAGACAGCCAAUUGACUUUUCAACAGAAAGAUGCCAGAAAAUAUCAAGAACUAAUGAAACAAGAAAUGGAAACCAUUUUAUUGAGACAGAAACAACUAGAGGAGACAAAUCAUCAGCUAAGGGAGAAAGCUGGAGAUGUUCGUCGAAACCUGCGUGACUUUGAUUUGACAGAAGAGCAAUAUCUGAAACUGAAAGCUUUUCCUGAAGAUCAGCUUUCUAUUCCUGAAUAUGUAUCUAUUCGGUUCUAUGAACUAGUGAAUCCAUUAAGAAAGGAAAACUGUGAACUACAACUGAAAAAGAAUAAUCUAGCAGAAGAAUUAAGCACAAACAAAGACCAACUGAAGCAACUGACAGAGACAUAUGAAGAAGAUCGAAGAAACUACUCUGAACUUCAAAUUAGAUGUCAACGUUUGGCAUUAGAAUUAGCAGACACAAAACAAUUAAUUCAGCAAGGUGACUACCGUCAAGAGAACUAUGAUAAAGUCAAGAGUGAACGUGAUGCACUUGAACAGGAAGUAACUGAGAUUAGGAGAAAGCAUGAAAUACUUGAAGCUUCUCACAUAACUCAAGCUAAAGAAAGAAGUGAAUUAUCAAAAGAGGUAACCACCUUACAGCAGACUGUUACUUUGCUGCAAAAGGAUAAAGAAUAUCUCAAUCGCCAAAACAUGGAGCUUAGUGUUCGCUGUGCCCAUGAAGAGGAUCGCCUUGAAAGACUUCAGGCUCAACUUGAAGAAACGAAAAAGGCUAGAGAAGAGAUGUAUGAAAAAUACGUAACAUCCAGAGACCAUUAUAAAACAGAAUAUGAAAAUAAACUACAUGAUGAACUAGAAAAAAUCAGAUUGAAAACUAAUCAAGAAAUUGAUCAACUUCGAUGUGCCUCUAGGGAAAUGUAUGAACGGGAAAACAGAAAUCUCCGAGAAGCAAGGGAUAAUGCUGUAGCUGAAAAGGACCGAGCAGUGAUGGCUGAAAAGGAUGCUUUAGAAAAACAUGAUCAGCUCCUAGACAGGUACAGAGAACUACAACUUAGUACAGAAAGCAAACUAACAGAAUUUCUCCAUCAAAGUAAAUUAAAAUCCUUUGAAAGUGAGCGUGUUCAACUUCUACAAGAGGAAACUACAAGAAAUCUCACACAGUGCCAAUUGGAAUGUGAAAAGUAUCAGAAAAAAUUGGAGGUUUUGACUAAAGAAUUUUAUAGUCUCCAAGCCUCUUCUGAAAAACGCAUUACCGAACUUCAAGCACAGAACUCUGAGCAUCAGGCAAGGCUAGACGUUUAUGAGAAACUGGAAAAAGAGCUUGAUGAAAUAAUAAUGCAAACUGCAGAAAUUGAAAAUGAAGAUGAGGCUGAAAGGAUUCUUUUUUCCUAUGGGUAUGGUGCUAAUGUUCCCACAACAGCCAAAAGACGACUAAAGCAAAGUGUUCACUUGGCAAGAAGAGUUCUUCAGUUAGAAAAACAAAACUCGAUGAUUUUAAAAGACCUGGAACAUCAAAAGGACCAAGUAACACAGCUUUCCCAAGAGCUUGACAGGGCCAAUUUGCUAUUAAACCAGACUCAACAACCUUACAGAUAUCUCAUUGAAUCAGUGCGUCAGAGAGAUUUGAAGAUUGAUUUAUUGACGGAGUGUAUUUCACAACUUGAGAAAGAUGUCAGCAAUUUAAAUAAAGAAAAGUCAGCUUUACUACAGAUGAAGAAUCAAAUGGCACUAGAUUUAGAACAACUUUUAAAUCAUCGUGAGCACUCAGCACCUAGGUGGUAAACAUAGAGAAGAUGAACAACUGGAUUGAUCCAGAAUUACAUUCUGCCUUCUACUGUAUGUACAUAUAUACAUGUUCAGCUUUCUCGUUAAAUUGUAAGGCUAGAAUUACCUGUAUAUUCCUCACAUCUUGUACGUUUUGAAAUACUGUAGAAAAAGCCAGCAGAUAGACAAGGCUUGGGUUCAUAUCUCAGCUCUGCUACUUACAAUGGAUUCUUGGGACAAUAAUUUCACCCCUCUGAAGUUAGUUUUUGGUCAGUAAAUAAAGAUAAUAUCUACUCUACGGGGUUGUAUAGGGAUUAAAUAAUGUAGUAAAGUUCCUGGCAUGUAACAGUAACUCAACAAAUAUAGUUCCCUUUCCUCUUUUCUUUCCAUUUCAAGGGUCAGUUCAAUAUUAUUUAUUCUUUGAAGCUCUAACUCAACAAAGAAAAACUUAGCUUUCUCUACCUCACUCCUAUAACUUUUAAAAUGUUUCUAUUAAUGUUCAUGUCACUAUAUAUCAUAAUACAGUGAGUGUAUCCAUCUUGCCCAUUAGAAUGCUAAAUUCUUCUUUGUGUCUUAGCUUUAUUUUUUCAGGCUGGGUCUUGCUCUGUUGCCCAGGCUAGAGUGCAGCAGUAUCAUAACAGCUCACUG